Messenger RNA from Trichoderma gamsii, 1521 nucleotides. Its product is annotated as seryl-tRNA synthetase. The record is from RefSeq and is a predicted model, not a curated record. Gene Ontology annotation, biological process: mitochondrial seryl-tRNA aminoacylation. Lineage: Eukaryota; Fungi; Ascomycota; Sordariomycetes; Hypocreales; Hypocreaceae. Gene Ontology annotation, molecular function: ATP binding; tRNA binding; serine-tRNA ligase activity. The transcript has a single exon. The coding region runs from base 1 to 1521 and encodes 506 amino acids. Gene Ontology annotation, cellular component: mitochondrion.
AUGAUUCCUUCGCUAUGCCGCUUGCGCUGCCCCCAGUGGCGGCUACAAGCCCGCAUCCUCUCUAUGCGGACCUUUUCAGACGUCAAGCGCCCUUCGUCUGCUCCAAAGCCCAUUAUUGACAUCAAACAUAUUCGGCAGAAUCCGGAGCUCUAUGAGAAGACCUGCCUGGAGCGCAACUACAAGCGCCAGGCCUCUUACCCUGCGAGAAUCGGCCAAUUGCAUGCUGAGUGGCAGCAGCUUCAGAAGGAUGGCCGCGCUCUGAGGGAGAGGUCGAAUUUGCUGAGAAAGGUGCUGGCGAAUUCGGCGACGAGCAGCGAUGAUGAGGACCUCAAGGAUGUGAAGAACAUGAGCCGCGAGAAGGUCCAGGAGGAAGCGAGAGCACUAAAGAGCGAACUGGUGGUGAUUGAGAAGAAGGAGGCUGAUGCGGUUGCGCAGAUGGAGGCGCUGGCGCUGGAGAUUCCUAACCUCACCAGCGCGGAUACGCCGAGGGGAGAUGAUUUUGAAGUUUUGAGCUUUAUCAACGAACCCCCGAGCUUUGAUCAGGGACCGGAGAGGAUCUGGAGAUCGCAUGUUCACAUUGGCGCUGAGUUGGGCAUUCUCGAUUUUGCUGGUGCUGCCACGGCGUCUGGUUGGGGGUGGUACUAUCUGCUCGGCGAAGCAGCACAGCUGGAGCAAGCCUUGAUUCAAUAUGCCCUCGCAGUGGUCACUAAGCAUGGAUGGACGCAAGUAUCACCCCCUACUAUGGUGUACAGUCAUAUUGGCGCUGCCUGUGGCUUCCAACCUCGCGACCAGAACGGCGAGCAACAAGUCUAUGCCAUCGCCCAGUCCCGAGCAGACGCUGAGCGGGGCGUCCCUGAGAUGAGCCUGGCAGGAACCUCUGAAAUUCCUCUCGCUGGCAUGAAGGCCAUGUCUACUAUCGACGCUAUCGAUCUACCUCUGAAGAGAGUCGCCGUAUCAAGAUGCUACCGUGCUGAAGCUGGAGCCCGCGGCGCCGAGACAAAAGGCCUCUAUCGCGUCCACGAGUUUUCUAAAGUCGAAAUGUUUGCGUGGACGAGCCCCGACGAGUUUGAAGCCCGGGAAGUCUUUGACGAGAUGCUGGACAUUCAGACAGAGAUCCUCCUCUCCCUAGGACUGUACUGUCGCGUCCUGUCCAUGCCGUCGACGGAUCUCGGUGCGUCUGCGACACGUAAAAUCGACAUGGAAGCUUGGUUCCCCAGCCGAGAGCACCACAGUGGAGGAUGGGGCGAAGUCACGUCCGCAAGCCUCUGUACGGACUAUCAGACGAGGCGUCUAGCGACACGACUUAAGACGAGUAGCGGCAAGCUUGUCUUCCCGUGGACGGCCAACGGCACGGCGCUGGCAGUGCCAAGGGUGCUGGCUGCGAUUUUGGAGAACGGGUGGGACGAGGAGGAGGGAACGGUGACUAUUCCAGAGUGUUUGUGGCCGUGGAUGGGACGGGACAAGAUUGGGCCUUCGGCGAGGAGGAGGAAGGACGGGAAUGUGGGAGAGAUGAUGGCGUGA